Messenger RNA from Pelmatolapia mariae (spotted tilapia), 2428 nucleotides. RefSeq names its product zinc finger protein 16-like. The transcript has 2 exons. Gene Ontology annotation, biological process: regulation of transcription by RNA polymerase II. The record is from RefSeq and is a predicted model, not a curated record. Gene Ontology annotation, molecular function: DNA-binding transcription factor activity, RNA polymerase II-specific. NCBI's taxonomy places the organism in Eukaryota, Metazoa, Chordata, Actinopteri, Cichliformes, Cichlidae. Gene Ontology annotation, cellular component: nucleus. The coding region runs from base 44 to 1153 and encodes 369 amino acids.
GCUCGUCCGAAAACAGACUGGAGGACUGUCAUUCCCUGCGGAAAUGUUCAAAACAGAGAAACUAAGAGCUGUGGUCAAUGAACGACUGCAGGCGGCUGCCGAGGAAAUAUUCAACCUCUUUGAAGAAGCUGUAAGAGACUAUGAGAAGGAAGUGUUCUGUUCAAAGCAGGAGGUCGAGCAACAACGGCGAAGCCUGGCCGAGUGGAAAGUCCCUCUGCAGUUCUCCAUCCAGGAAGAUUGUGCUUGCUCUGAGCAGGAUCACCCUGAGAAGAAGACAGACCUGUGUGAGGAUGACCGAGAGCCCCGGAUUAAAGAAGAACAGGAGGUAGAACUGUGGUCGGCUCCAGUGUGUGAAAAGCAGGAGGAGGCUGACACCAAAGACGCCAUGUUUAAUAUAAUUUAUGUGGAGAGAGGUGAGAAUGGGAAGCAUUCAGAAAAUCUGGGCCAGACUGUCAGGAAUGGUGAGGAAGAUCACUCGCCCAGCUGCUCAGCUCGAACUGUUAAACAAAGCUGUGGCGCAUCAGAGCCGACCAGCGAGUGUCCAUCGAGUGAAAUAAGUGAUGAUGAACAGCAAGACAGUGUGAAACGUCACUCGGGUGUAAACAGUAAGAGAGUAGAGAAAUCUGGCGAAACAGUAGAAAAACCUUACACCUGCAGCGUUUGCAGCAAGAAUUUCAGGAAUAAAUCCAUUCUGACUCGUCACAUGAAAACGCACACGAGAGAGAAACCCCACAGUUGCAGCGUGUGUGGCAAAAGCUUCAUCCAGCGCUCAUAUUUACAGACUCACAUGAACUCACACUCUGGACAGAAGCCGCACACGUGUAGCGUCUGCGGCAAGGGAUUCACUCAGGUGGGAAACAUGAACGCCCACAUGCGUAUCCACACAGGAGAGAAGCCUCACAGCUGUAACGACUGUGGUAAAAGAUUUAGAGAGAAAGCCGACCUUAUCAAGCACAUGGUAAUUCACACAGGUGAGAAACCCUACGGUUGCACCCUGUGCCAUAUUAAAUUCAGUGCCCAGUCGAAUCUGACUCGCCACAUGAAGACUCACUCAGGCGAGAGGCCGUACAGUUGCACGGCUUGUGGGAAAAGAUUCAUCCGACGCUCCCAUCUAGUUAUUCAUACGAACACUCACACAGGAGAGAAUAUCUAGACUUCAGAAAUUACUUGCUCUUUUAUAUUUUUCUUAAAUGUUCCUGAGUGGGUCAGAGAAUAUGUUAGAUGAAACACAAAUGUCAUACUGAAAAGUUUCUUUGUGCUAUUGUGGAAGAAGACAUGAAGAAAGUUGUAAUACUGUAGGUGAUUUGGUAAUGCUUCAGUUGCACGAGUCCAGAGACUGGCAGUGACCUCUACCAACCACCGCUGGUCAGUAAGCGAAAAUGCAUAUCCCCGAAAGGUUUGCAAGUGGUUGCUGGCUGUUGCCAAAUAGAAUUGGUGGCAAAGAGAUGCAUGGUGCUGCACUAAAAAUAACUUACACUAACUUUGGUCGCUAGAGGACCAAACCAGAAAUGGAAAACAUUCACUUUUAAAUCAAAAGCUGUGCCGUGCAGCUGCAGCCAACAUGUUUCAGUGUUCCAGUUUGCACUUUUAGAAUACUUGGUGACUGCUGUUGACUUUACAAACAAAACAAUUGCAAUAAUAUUUUAUGCUUUUAUUAUGUAAUAAUUAUAUUAUGUUUUAUUCCAGGCUUUCAAGGAACAAAUAAAAUAAUCAUUCUAACACACUUUAUAUAGAUAGAUAGAUAGAUAUAGAUAUAUAAAAAUAACUCUUUGGAGAAAGGUUUGACUUUUCUCCAAAAGACAGGAUUAGGGUUAUUACAUAUGAUAACUUAGAUCCCAGAGGAUACAAAAGUUUAUUCCUACUGAAUAUGUAAUUCUUUGAGUGUCUCCUACAAAGACAACAGCUCAAUGAUUUCCCAAUAAACCUCUUCAUGUAUCAGGUAGGAGCAAACGGUGCUUUUGUUGGGAAUAUUUUCAGACAUAUCUAACACACUAGUUAUUUCAGCAGCAGGAAGGUGCUUUUUGUGAUUGACUCAAAUUAACUGUGAUGACUGUGUUCAUUUAAGUGUAAAUGCAUAUUGUCCUGUGGGUUCAAGGUUUCAUUCAUGAGACUAUAUUAAGAAAAAUUGGUGAUGUGGGUGAUUGUGAUGAUUCAGUUUUCCUUUAAUCAAGAAACCAUCAGGCCUUAUCAAGAUGAUGGGAUGUUGAAUAUGUAAAGAUGUCUGAUGGGAUUGAGAAACAGAUCACAGACAGAAACAGGUAGUAAAGGGAAAUACCCAGUUUGAUGCUUUCACAGUCAAAGUGGAAGCCUGGAAAUUAAAUGAAAGGUCACUCUAUUAAACUUACUCUGCUUGGAGUUUUAAUUUUACAUAACUUUUGUUUUAGUGUAUUGAAUUAUUUUUCUCUUUCCUGUGUUUUUAUUCAAAUAU